GCGUUUUGUUUGGCCGCUUGGCUAUGCUCAAGAGGGCCUCGGAGCAUUGAGUUUCUUUCUCCUUAAGGGUUAGUCCUCGCGAUGGCUACCAUGAGACUAAGGGCGAGUCGCUGUCUUGGCGACACAUAGCUGGUCGCGUGAAGCACAACUGUGACCGGUGCGCAAGGCGGUUCACCGGAGCUCCCUUGCUAGCAACUUAAAAUCUUCUGCCUUUAAGAAAAAAAAAAUCCUUGGAAAUAUAAUUAAGAAGGAGGACUGUAUCCUACUUCAGCUCCGCUUGGGGCUUGAAUUACAAAGGAGAAUUUUGGCCAGGAUUGUGACGAAACCUAAAGCUUUGUUUGACUCUCUCUUUCCGUUUUUGGGGCUGUUAGAUUUUGGACAAGAGCGCAACGCAAGGAUGACAACUGAGGCUUCGCAGCAACAACUGGAUCCACCACCUCCUCUCAGAUCCAGUCCGGUGUCCGGUUCAGUGCACUCGGCACUUCAGAGCUCACAGACGGUACUGGAGAACACGUCAGCUGCGGGCAGCACCAAAGGCAAAAAGUCUAAUUCGGGUAUGAGGCGCCCUGAAAAGCCACCCUAUUCUUACAUCGCUUUGAUUGUAAUGGCUAUACAAAGUUCGCCGACCAAAAGGCUAACGCUGAGCGAAAUUUAUCAGUUCCUUCAGGCACGUUUUCCGUUCUUCAGAGGGUCUUAUCAAGGCUGGAAAAAUUCCGUUAGGCACAAUCUGUCUCUGAAUGAAUGUUUCAUCAAACUCCCCAAAGGCCUGGGUCGCCCGGGAAAGGGUCAUUACUGGACCAUAGAUCCCGGCAGUGAGUUUAUGUUCGAAGAGGGUUCUUUUCGCCGCAGACCCCGGGGUUUCCGCAGGAAAUGCCAAGCUCUAAAGCCCAUGUAUCGCAUGAUGAACGGUAUUGGUUUCGGUGCGUCCAUGCUGACCCAAAACUUUGACUUUCAGUCACCCUCAGCGUCCCUAGCGUGUCACGCGAAUGGUUACAAUCUGGACAUGAUGCCAAACGCGGUUCCCGGAGUUCCUGGAGGAUACGACGGACUCGGGGCACCUCAUCACGUCCCUCACAUGUCGCCGAACCCGGGGUCCACGUACAUGACGGCUUGCCAGGUGACUUCGAGCAGCGAGUAUGGCCCAGAUAGCAGCAACAGCCCGUUGCACUCACCGCCGACGAUGGCCGGUUCUUUGGAGUGCCAUUCACCCUACACCGCCGCAUCGGCACACUGGGCUUCACCCAGCGUGUCUCCCUACAUCAAACAGCAACCCCUGGCCUCCAGUAGCCCGUCUUCCUCGGGCUUACACUCCAGCAUGUCGCCCUAUUCCCUGGAACAGAGCUAUCUGCAUCACAGCGGCAGGGAGGCAGCCGACAUCUCAGUGGGAAUACCGCGCUAUCAAACGCACUCUUCUCCAGUCUGCGACAGGAAAGACUUUGUGUUGAACUUUAAUGGCCUGGGCUCGUUUCACGCGACUGCCGGCGGGUCGUACUAUCACCAGCUGCAUCACCAAGGCGUCUGUCAGGACGUCAAGCCGUGCGUGAUGUAGGCCGAGGCGUGACGUCGAGCCGUGCGUGAAGAGCAGGGCAGAGCCGGACGAGGGGAGCGGAGGACAGAAGGUGGACCGGCUAUGCGGAGCAGUUUGUGUUUUAAGUAAUCAUUCGACGACACGUCUGUCAAUAUGAACGGUAAAAGCGGGCACGGGCUACGGGUCUCCGAGCAUAAAUUAUGAAAAUCAAGAGAAAAGACAAAAAUCACAGGCUCAUGUUGGACAUCAGCGUUCCGUUGAAAUGCACUCUUUAUGGACUCCUGUUUGGGCUUUCCCCAAUAGCAGUAUCUCAGAGCAUCGCUUCAGUCCAGUGGGACGGGGGGACGACUCACUUUUGACCAUAUAUAUUACGCCUGAACUGAACCCAUGUCUCUGUAUGACAAAGAUAAAGGUUUCUGUUCGUUUGUUUGUUUUAUCAAUAAUUGAGAAUACUGUUAGUGGGCGGUGGCGGUGUUAAAAUUGAAAAUGGGUUGCUACAGUAGGACUAUAGACACACGUUUCCCAUAAACGCAUCAUAAAUGUAUUACAAAAUCCCCAUAACAUUUUGUAAAAAAAAGAGACGUGAAAAAUCCGAUAUGGGAAAAACGUUAUUCACGAUUCCACGUAAAGGCACCGUGUUUCUGCGCCUGUAUGUCGUAGUUUCUCACCUACACGAGCCACAGCACAAAGACGACCAAGGAAGUUGCAUUUCACCCGCUCUUAUUUAAGACGGCCUUAUGCUAUGAAGCCUCAUACAAACUCGCACUCCAGACCCCUCGAUUGCCAUUGGACACAUUGCCAUUCUUUUACAGGGUAUAACUUUCUAUGGAUUUUGACUUCCAAAUAUAAAGCAGGAAAAAUACAUAAACCAAGUGUAAAAGAUAAUUAAUGACAGCACUUAUUUUAAUCCAACAUCACAGUAAAAUCUCCGUGUUGGUUUAACAUCUAGCAUUCACUGGGCGCCAGUGAAAUCCUGCAGACGUUAUUUUCUACAGGAGAUUUUCCUGCGAGGUUGCCUUAAUGCAUUUAUGUACAGUUC
Molecule: messenger RNA, 2567 nt
Organism: Electrophorus electricus (electric eel)
Lineage: Eukaryota; Metazoa; Chordata; Actinopteri; Gymnotiformes; Gymnotidae
Gene: foxf2a
Product: forkhead box F2a
Biological process (GO): animal organ morphogenesis; regulation of transcription by RNA polymerase II
Cellular component (GO): nucleus
Molecular function (GO): RNA polymerase II cis-regulatory region sequence-specific DNA binding; DNA-binding transcription factor activity, RNA polymerase II-specific
Source: RefSeq, a predicted model, not a curated record